UGUGGAGCAGCUUCCAGUCUAGCCUCCGCGGUGGGGGCGGCGGCGGCGGUAGCAGGGCGGCUUUCUACUGAAGGGAAGGUGUUCGCCCGCCCGCCCGCCCUCCUUUUCCUCCCCUGCGCCCGCCCGACCCCAUUUUUCCCCGGGGAAGGAGGGAGGGAAGGCAGAACGAAGGGAGCAGCUGCCGCCUUGUCCUCGGGUCCGUUCUGGCUGCGGUGGUGCUGAGUGACGAGGUGCCGUCCGCUGCCUCUCUCUCUUGCUCGCUGGCCCCUUCUGGGAACUGGGAACCCCGGGCGGAGAGGAGCCGCAGAAGGUCGCCGCCCAGAGGAGGCGCCCCCAUGGCUUCAUUGCGCCCCGACAGAAUAUAUUGACUGAAUUAUACUGAAGACAAGAGAUACACAGGCUGCAAUGGUGACAUAAACUGCUAAAAUUGGACUGGAAUAAAUUCUGAAAAACUCUUUAUAAUCUCAAUGCCGUCAAAACUGGAAAGCCCCUUGGCCUGACUUACAACAUGACUUUUAUUGUGAAACUUCAUAGACACUUUCAGCGAACAGUAAUAUUGCUAGCUACAUUUUGUAUGGUGAGCAUUGUUAUUUCAGCAUAUUAUCUAUACAAUGGCUACAAGCAAGAAAAUGAAGCUUCUGAACUUUCUUCAGAGGUUGAAUGUGGGGACCUUCCCGUGCUGCUAUCUCCAUGGAAGAGAAUUAAGCCCAGUGAACCACUAAGGACUGACCCUGUUGUGCUUGUAUUUGUGGAAAGUCAGUACUCUGUACUUGGUCAAGAUAUAGUCAUGAUAUUAGAGUCCAGCAGGUUCCAAUAUCACAUAGAGAUUGCUUCUGGGAAAGGGGACCUUCCUGUUCUGAUAGAUAAAAAUAAAGGCAAGUAUCUUCUAAUAAUAUAUGAAAAUAUUUCUAAAUAUGUGAAUAUGGAUUCCUGGAAUCGGGGCCUUCUAGAUAAAUACUGUGGGGAAUUCGGUGUAGGAAUGAUUGGGUUUCAAAAAAGCAAUGAUAAUACUUUGCAGACUUUUAAGUUAAAAGGUGUUCCUUUCCAGAUUCAUGGCAAUGUAGGUAUAAAAGACUGUUGCAUCAAUCCUCAUUCUCCUUUGCUCCAUCUAACAAAACCAUCCAAGCUUGAUAAAGGGCCUUUGCCUGGAAGCGACUGGACAGUUUUCCAUAUAAAUCAUUCAGCUUACCAGCCCGUUGUAUUUGCAAAAGUAAGAGUACCUGAAAACCUCCCUCCAGCUGCUAUUAAAAAUGUUCUACAUGCAACUGUUAUUCAUGACUUGGGUCUUCAUGAUGGAAUUCAGCGUGUUCUUUUUGGUAGCAAUUUGAACUUCUGGCUGCACAAACUCAUCUUUAUAGAUGCCGUCUCGUUUUUGACUGGAAAGAGACUUCCAUUGUCCCUGGAUAGAUACAUACUUGUAGAUAUUGAUGACAUCUUUGUUGGAAAAGAGGAAACAAGGAUGAAAGCCAGUGAUGUUCAGGCUCUGCUGGAUACUCAGAACCUUUUGAGAGCUCAAAUUACAAAUUUUACUUUCAACCUGGGAUUUUCAGGGAAAUUUUACCACACAGGCACUGUAGAAGAAGAUGAAGGAGAUGACCUGUUACUGGGCUCUGUUGACGAAUUUUGGUGGUUUCCUCAUAUGUGGAGUCACAUGCAACCUCAUCUGUUCCAUAAUGAAUCUUCACUAGUGGAGCAAAUGAUUCUCAACAAAAAAUUUGCCUUAUUUCUCCAGAUUUAUGCCAAGCAGUUAGGUGCUACCACCUACUCAAAGAUCAUUCUAUACUCAAAACAAGGAAAGUACUUGUUUUCAUAUCCUGAACAUGGCAUUCCAACUGAUAUGGGAUAUGCUGUGGCUCCACACCAUUCCGGCGUCUAUCCUGUUCAUGUUCAACUUUAUGAUGCCUGGAAAAAAGUUUGGAAUAUCAAAAUCACCAGUACAGAAGAAUACCCACAUUUAAAACCUGCACGGUAUAGAAGAGGUUUCAUUCACAAAAACAUCAUGGUUCUUCCUCGACAAACCUGUGGCCUUUUUACUCAUACAAUUUUCUACAAAGAAUAUCCUGGUGGUCCAAAAGAACUAAACAAAAGUAUACAGGGCGGGGAAUUAUUUUUCACAGUAGUUCUCAAUCCAAUCAGUAUUUUUAUGACUCACCUAUCUAAUUAUGGCAAUGACCGGUUGGGUUUAUACACCUUUGUCAAUCUGGCCAAUUUUGUUCAAAGUUGGACUAACCUGAAGCUGCAGACUCUACCUCCACUUCAGCUGGCUCACAAAUACUUUGAACUAUUUCCAGAACAAAAGGACCCACUGUGGCAGAAUCCUUGUGAUGACAAACGACACAGAGAUAUCUGGUCUAAAGAAAAAACUUGUGAUCGUUUACCAAAAUUCCUCGUUAUUGGACCACAGAAAACUGGCACAACGGCUUUAUAUUUGUUCCUGAUUAUGCAUCCUUCCAUCAUUAGUAACUCCCCCAGCCCCAAAACCUUUGAGGAGGUACAGUUCUUUAAUAGAAAUAACUACCACAGGGGGAUUGAUUGGUAUAUGGAAUUUUUUCCUACACCGUCCAAUGUAACCACUGAUUUUCUCUUUGAGAAGAGCGCCAAUUAUUUUCAUUCUGAAGAUGCCCCUAAACGAGUUGCUUCUUUAAUUCCUAAGGCAAAAGUCAUAACUAUUCUCAUUGAUCCAUCAGAUCGAGCAUAUUCCUGGUAUCAGCACCAAAGAUUUCACAAAGACCCAGCUGCUCUAAAAUUUACAUUUUAUCAAGUAAUCACUGCAGGACACCAUGCUUCAUCGGAACUUAAGAUGCUGCAGAAGAAAUGUCUGCUACCAGGGUGGUAUGCCAUUCACCUAGAAAGAUGGUUAGCUUAUUUCCCACCUUAUCAGUUACUAAUUAUCGAUGGACAGCAGUUGAGAAAUGACCCAGCUAUAGUAAUGGAAGAAGUGCAGAAGUUUCUGGGAGUUACUCCUCAUUAUAAUUAUUCAGAAGCUCUAACGUUUGACUCGCACAAAGGUUUUUGGUGUCAACUUCUGGAAGAAGGAAAAACGAAAUGUCUUGGAAAGAGCAAAGGGAGAAAAUACCCUCCAAUGGACUCUGAGUGCAGGGUUUUUCUGUCAAGCUACUACAGAGAUCACAAUGUGGAAUUAUCAAAACUUCUACACAAAUUGGGACAACCGUUGCCAUCGUGGCUGAGACAGGAGUUGCAAAAAGUGAGAUAGCACAAGGACUCUUCUUGACUUGAAUUACGAACAAACUUAAGUUUCCAGGAAACUUUAUCGGAACUAAGGCUCUUCAACUUGGGGAAAAAGGAUUGAGAUUUGUGUGAUAUAUUGUCAACUGGAUUCUAAAAAAUCGUAUGGAUUUAUCUCUGACAGUACACGGAUUUCAUAACAAUGUAAAGAUAGAUGGAUAUAGCACAAAGCUUAAUCUAUCAUGACCUACAGCUCUGUCAGAAAUAUGAAAAUGCAUCAUGUAACUCCUAUUCAAUGCAAUAGGAUUGGUAAGUGGAUUGUGUUUAGAAACCACUCUGUAUAUUUGACAUCAAGUUUCAAAUGUUUGGGUUAAAACUUCAAGAAGGAGAUCUAUACAACGUUCCAAAAUCAGAACAAAUAUUUACAAUUUUAUAUAGUUUAUUCCUAUCGCUUUAAUAAUGUUGUGUGUCUCUCUCUCAUGUUGAUUUUGUAAAUUACCACCUCUGCUCAGUUUUCAAAUAAUUGAAUUACACUGGUGACUUUUUUUAAAAGAUAACAAAAAUGUAGCACAAAAUGCCAAGCUUACUCCCACUUCACAGUUUUGGUUUAGAAUGUGGGGUAAGAAUAUCAAUCAGUGAAUGUGGGGUAAGAAUAUAUAAUAUUUUAAAAAGUAAGGAUUCCUCCCAAUUGGCCUAAAUUCUGGGAAUAGCAUCAACACAGUAUAGAAGCAGUUUGCCAUUACCUUCUUCCAGAACUCUUUUAUGAAUCCUCAGUUUAACUGACACUGCUUAAUUACUGAGAUCAGCCAAUGAGCAAUAUUAAAAAGGUAAAGGUUCCCCUCACACAUAGGUGCUAAUCGUUCCCAACUCUAGGGGGCGGUGCUCAUCUCCAUUUCAAAGCCGAAGAGCCAGCGCUGUCCGAAGACAUCUCCGUGGUCAUGUGGCCGGCAUGACUCAAUGCCAAAGGCGUACGGAACGCUGUUACCUUCCCACCAAAGGUGGUCCCUAUUUUUUCUACUUGUAUUUUUUAUGUUCUUUAGAAACUGCUAGGUUGGCAGAAGCUGGGACAAGUAACGGGAGCUCACCCCAUUACGUGGCACUAGGGAUUCGAACUGCUGAACUGCCGAUCUUUCGAUCGACAAGCUCAGCGUCUUAGCCAUUAAGCCACCGCAUCCCUAUAUUAGUGGGUAAGGAUUACCAUUACUGGAAUAUAUGAGAAUUCACUUUAUCUGUUCAUCAUGUCAUCAGAAUUGGGAGUUUUCAUAAAUGUGAAGAUUUCUAGAAGAGAUGGACAGGUGCCUUAACUCACCCGCUAUGCUAUAUCAGGGGAAGAACUAUACAGUAUAACCAUCUGGAUAUGGAUACAGAAAAAUGUGAGAUACAGACAGGAGUGUUCCUAGGCCUGCUAUCUCAUUCCAUUAUCCUUUGGGAGAUUUGCGGCUUCAGCAGUUGGAGGAACAAUACUGUUUUUUAAUGUAAAUGAUUUACCUAUUAAAACCAAGAGCAUAUAGGAUGCUAACAUGGCCACAGUUCCUUCAUGUGUCACCAGCUUUAACAUUCACAUGGUUGUUUAUGCAUAGGGAUUCCCACAGUCCUGACUGACAGCAAGAAAACUGAAUAUGUUCUCAAACCACUGUCAACAGAGUGUUGAGGAAAUCACGGUUCCAUUAGAGACACAGAGACAUUUAAAGCCACAAUAAAAUUAUAUUGAUGCAGUUGCUACUACACGCGCAUGUGCAGAGCAUCAAAAAGGGGACAUGAUAACAUCCGGGCGGGUGGGCGGAGCCUCCCACAACCGCCACUACUGGUUCACCCAAGCCGAAUAGAACCAGCUGAAUACCACCACCGAUUCCCUCCUCCCACUACUUCACUAAAUACUUUUCAACUAGGUAAAUUGGUAACCAGUUGUUGGAAGAAUGGAGGCUGCAAUGUUUUCAUCCAGAACCAGUCAAAAGCUGGUGGGCCUCAGGAUUCCUUUAUCUUCCACAAAGUUUCAUUGAUUCAUAAAUUGGGCAGCUGCGGAUGGGAUUAAGGUUUCCAGAUGGAAUUAAGGCUUUCUGGGUUUUCCCACACAGACUAAAAAUGGAUGCGCUAGGCAUUAAUCAGGUAAUCAUCCAAGCAGGCCUUUGAUUGUGAAAUAUCAGACAUCUCCCAAACUCCAUCCUCUGCCAUAUCUAGACACUAAGAAAAUAUUUAGAUCACAAUUUAAAAGAAAAAUCUCAAGAGAAAGAAGAUAAAAACCAAACACGUUUAUGCCUUCUGCUCUACCUGGGGAAAGCAUUGGACAUACCCAUCCUAUUAUUGAUGCUUAAUUGAUGCUAUGAAAGCAAAUAAAGCAAAUAAAAAUAAAUUUAAACAAAUAAUGUGCUGUUGUUGCCUUUGAAAGCAAUAUGCACAAUUUUAAUUUUAAAAAUGUGACAAAAUGUUGGCUGGAGUUUCGUAGCGAUUAUCAGUGUUUUAGAAGACUAAAGAAGAAUAAAUCUUGAAUACUAUUAUAAGCCAAUUUUACCUUAUUACCAUCUGCCCCAUGAUGCUUCACAUCCAAACAAUAUUGUCAGUAUUGGUUGAAUGUAAGCUAAAAUAUAUAUUUGGAAUAAAAACAUUGCUGUGUUGUCUUGAAAUCCAUAUAGUUAAUUAAAUAUGCAAAAUGUUGCCCAGCCAAAGGUAACAUUUUCUUAGUUUAAAUAUUCUUUAAAAAGACUUUAAAUUGGUGUGAGUUGAAAGACAGUCACAGUUUAGAAAAUGUUACAGAGUAGGAAGCUCCUUUAGCUUUAACCCAGUUAUUGAAAGUCAGCACUUUAAGAUGAUGUACGAGUUUUUCUACUGUACCUCUCAUUACCUUUGGUGAACAAAUGUAAAAUUGUUCUUGGCCAUGUAUUCACCCUCCUGUUCAUUUGUGAAAAGAUUUUUUGCUGAGGAGUGAUUCACUUUGUCCUUUAUAGAGGUGCAGUCAUUUCUGCACAAUAUGGUAAAACUGCUGAGAACUUUUAUGUGGGGGUUUUUUUUUCUUCUUUUCUUUUGUGGCAUCUGAGUAAAGGGAUCUCAUUAGCUGAAUGUCUGCAUAAAGCAGAGAAUAUAUCAAAAACAGUGUUUCUCUCAACCAACCCCUUCCAGAUAUAGGCUGAGAAAUUUGGGGUGUUACAAUUUAAUACAGAGGUCUCCAACCUUGGCAACUUUAAGACUUGUGGACUUCAACUCCCAGAAUACCUCAGCCAGCAAAAGCUGGCUGAGGAAUUCUGGAAGUUGAAGUCCACAAGUCUUAAAGUUGCCAAGGUUGGAGACCACUGAUUUAAUACACCUAGAAGUAUGGGGAAAGACUACCCUAAAAUAUUAAGUUUCUAAAGAAUUACUCUGUAGUAAUUCUACAGAGUAGUGGUUCUGCAGUGGUUCUGUGGCAGAGGUUUCUGAGUAAACACUACAAUGUGAGCCAGUAUUAUGUAAAUGUUGGUCUUAAAAGCAUUAAAAAAAAUCACAUAAGCAUCUAAUAUCUUGCUUAAGUGAGACUUCAUGCCAAUGUAUGCAUAUGUGCCUGUAUGUGUAUACCUAUAAAAGUGGAGACAUACAUAUAUUUCACAGAUCCUUCGCAGGAAUUUACAGAAUAAUAUUGAUGUGACUUGAGUUGGCUGUAAGAAACAGGUGAAAAUAAAAUUCAGUGUUAAAACUAUCUGUAGGAUAGUUAAAGGGGGAGUCAGGUGACAGAAAUAGAAACACAAAUAUUAGUCACAUAUUCCAAGAAAAUUGUGUAUGUUUCUAUUGCAAUAUUUGCCCAGUUCUGCACAUGAGAAAACUAUUAUUAAUAUAUUGUACAGAUUAUACUUUAUUAUUGCUAAAAUGUGAAGCUUCCUCAGGAAGAAUAAAAAAUGAUAUUUCAGUGUUGAUAGAUGUAAUAUUCUUCUCAUUCACAUUGAAUGAAAAUCUAUGGAAAUGUAUUUCUCAAAAUUUUUAAAAUAAAA
Ahaetulla prasina is the source of this 7139-nucleotide messenger RNA. RefSeq names its product bifunctional heparan sulfate N-deacetylase/N-sulfotransferase 3-like. The transcript is spliced from 15 exons. Lineage: Eukaryota; Metazoa; Chordata; Lepidosauria; Squamata; Colubridae. The record is from RefSeq and is a predicted model, not a curated record. Gene Ontology annotation, cellular component: Golgi apparatus. Gene Ontology annotation, molecular function: heparan sulfate N-sulfotransferase activity; deacetylase activity. Bases 509 to 3214 code for a protein of 901 amino acids.